Messenger RNA from Sclerotinia borealis F-4128, 4644 nucleotides. NCBI's taxonomy places the organism in Eukaryota, Fungi, Ascomycota, Leotiomycetes, Helotiales, Sclerotiniaceae. The record is from the annotation of a GenBank genome assembly.
AUGGAUCUGAUUCCAUCGAGUAUGAUGAAGACAAUGCUCACUCCAGUUGCUUCUCCAAAUCUUCGGUUUGCCCUAAAGCUUCUUCGAUAUGCGUACCCGACAAUCGUCUUUUCCUAUUUCUUCAUCGCACUCGGGAUUACCGUAUGCUAUAUGCAGGCAGAGAAAUCGCGUAUCCGAGACCAGUUUGUCCGUCGUGGAAUGAUAUUGUGGUUAAUCGCCAGUCUUACUGGAACAUAUGCUGUCGAGAUCGUCGUUGCUAUUAUCAAAUCGUUGGUAGAAGAAGGAUGGGAUCCUGGACAGGACCGUGUUGUUUACCUCAUCUCAUCAACCCUGGUUUUCCUGGUUGAGAUAAUCGCGCUCGCAGACACGAAAGUCCCGACUUGGUACCCAUACUAUGGAACUUGGUUCAUCGGUCUCUUCGUGGAACUCUGCCUGGCCAUUUUUCCAAAUGUGUUUUUCCCACCAACCAACUCGACAUUCGACUAUAUACUCAUUACUUUACAAGCUAUAAGAAUUUUCAACCUCAUCGCCCUACCUGUUGUCUACUUUUAUCUCCACAAUUCUGGCAAGACUCAUGAUCCUAGUGAUACAGAGAGACAAUCGCUAUUGAAGAAAACUUCCGCUCCAUCUAGCUCCGAAAGUUCCACGCUGAAUGGGAAUGGAUAUGGUGCAACGGAUGAAGUAACUGUUCAAGGUGCUCAAAGUGCAGAGGAUGGGUCGGAUACUGCUAGUGUGACUUCGGAAGAUUCUUAUCUAGAACAGCAGCGCCAGUCAAAAAAGGCUGUUGCGAAUAGAUUGAAGCAGGAUGGCAACUGGUGGGCCUACCUUAGAGGUUUUUCUAUGCUUAUUCCCUUCCUUUGGCCAGUGAGUGACAGAAAACUUCAAUUUCGGGCCGUUCUUGUUGGCAUUGCCAUGCUGUCAAGCAAUGCCUUCAAUGUCCUUGUUCCAAUACAGUUCGGUAUAAUGGUGCAAAGCUUGAUUACUUAUACUGGGGGCGAUCACAGCCAUAACAUCUGGACACCUGUCCUACUAUACUCGCUUCUAAGGUUUAUCAAUGGUGGCUCGUGUCUCACUGUAGUCCGAGCAUGGCUCUGGACUCCCCUGGAACAGUACGCGUACAAAACACUCAGUUCAGCUGCGCAUAGCCAUAUCAUGAGCUUAUCUUCGGACUUCCAUGACAGUAAAUCCUCUGCGGAUUUGUUUCAGGUAGUCAAUGGGGGUCGAUCUGUUGCAGACUUAAUGGAGACGCUCUUCUUCCAGGUGAUUCCGAUGCUCAUCGAUUUAGUCAUUGCGUUCAUCUAUUUCGGUGCAUUUGGACCCUACAUGUUUCUUGUUUUGGUCGUCACAUUUGUAUCUUACAUGUACACCACCGUAAAGUUGAUCUCUAUGAGAGCCGACCAACGUCGGAAAUAUGUAACCUUUUACAGAAAAGAAUGGACAGUGGGACAAGAGUCGUUAGAUGGCUGGACAACAGCAAAUUUAUUUAACAUGGUGCCUUAUGAGAAUCAACGAUACUCAGGAGUCAUCAAAGAGCAUAUUGACUCCAAAUGGGCUUAUGAAUGGUUCCAUUACAUUACUUCCAUAGCCAAGAGCUUAAUUAUGUGCUUUGGACUGACAGGUGUACUUUGCCUUGGCGUCUAUGCAGUAGUAUAUGAAGGUCAAACCGUUGGAAAGUUCACCACUCUGCUUAUGUUCUGGGGCCAAUUACAAGCUCCAUUGGCAUUCCUUGCUUCUACAUACAAAACGAUCUCUAGCUCUCUAAUGGAUGCCGAGCGCCUUCUGGAAAUAUUCAAGACAGAGCCCUCUAUCAAAGAAGCUCCCGGCGCCAAGGAACUCGAGAUAAGUAAAUGUGAAAUUGAGUUCAAUGAUGUUUGUUUUUCUUACGAUGAGCGAAAGCCUAUUUUGAAGAAUGUCGGUUUCUUUGCUCCAGGUGGGAAGACGAUCGCAUUUGUUGGUGAAACUGGCGGUGGUAAAUCGACAAUGUUGAAAUUGAUGGAUCGUUUCUAUGACGUUAAAUCGGGAAGUAUCAAAAUCGAUGGUCAAGAUAUUCGAGAAAUCACAAUGCACAGUCUGCGUAGCCAUGUUGGUGUUGUUCCACAGGACCCUACUCUAUUUAAUGACACCGUCAUGAACAAUAUUCGAUAUGCUCGUUUAGACGCAACGGACGAGGAGGUAUACGAAGCAUGUAAAGCUGCUGCCGUUCAUGAUAAGAUUAUGAAAUUUGCCAAUGGUUAUAAUUCUAAAGUUGGUGAUCGUGGCGUGAAACUUUCCGGUGGAGAGAAACAACGUGUCGCUAUUGCCCGUGCUAUUCUCAAACAACCAACAAUCAUUCUUCUCGACGAAGCUACCAGCGCCGUUGACACAGAGACCGAACAACAAAUCCAAAAGGGAUUGAGAGCAUUGUGUAAAGGUCGAACAACCUUUGUUGUUGCUCAUCGAUUGUCAACUGUGAUGAAUGCCGACCAUAUUGUUGUGAUUAUGGAUGGCCAAAUAGUCGAACAAGGAUCUCACGAUGAGUUGUUUCACUCCAAGGGAAAGUAUGCAGACCUAUGGGCAAAACAGAUCUUCGUCAAACCUUCGGACAGGAAACCGAGAUCCAGGUCAAGAUCGAAGAGCGCUGCAAAGAAAGAUGCAACCAUCGUCAAUGAUCUCACAACGCAAGACAAGACGGUCGAUCUUGCAAAAGCAGCCAAAGGAGUUGAGGAUCACCACCACGCAAAAGACAAUGAUAAUGAUAAUGGAGAAGGACUCGAUGACGACACAAGCUCCAGCGACCAACCAAAAGAUGAAUCGAAACGCAAAGCGGAGUCAUUCAAACCCGCACUCUUACAACUGAAGACCUAUCCUUCACAUUUCAAAUCUAGUCAUCUCAAUGGACCCAAAUUACCCUCGUCUAAUGUGGAUCUCCGAAAUUUAGUUGUAGCUCAAGCUCAAGCUCAAGCUCAAGCUCAACCUCAACCUCAACCUCAACCUCAAGCUAAACAACAACCUCAAGCACAAGCUAAAGCUCAAGCUCUCACCAACAUUCUUCGCCUUACUCCUAUUCAUCGUCCUGCUCAGCGGCCUGCUGCUAGCGUUGGGGGAAAUGCUCUCUUACGAGAAAAAGUCAGGAAAUAUACAGAUACAAGCAUAGCUUCUACCACCACCUCCAAAACCACCACCACCACUGCAACAGCAGCAGCAGCGACAGUGUCUGAAUUAACUCCGUUGCUUGUUACUCAAGAUUCACGUAUUGGGAUUAAUAAUCGCGAAGCUGCUACUCAAAAUCAAAGUCAAAGUCCCUGGAAAGAAAGAAAAAAGAUGUUUAAAGAAUUGAAAAAAGAAGAGAAAAAACAGAGAAAACAGAAAAAAGGAUUAGCGAAGGAAAAAGAGAAGGAGAAGGAGAAACGGAAAGUGGUUUCUUUGGUUUCUUCUUCUGCUGCUUCUUCUUCGAGGAUUGUUGGUGAGGGGAUCACGGUUGUUUCAAUUGAUACAGGUGCUGGUACAGAGUUUUCUCAGGCGAGUAGUUUGAUACAGAGCGCGAAUGUGAUGGAAACGGAAAUGGGAAUGGGAAUGGGAAUGGGAACGGUUAUUAAAGAUAGGAAUAUGUUUACAGCAGUUGGAGGGGGAGAUGGGGUAAUGGAGACUUAUCCGGAGGAUAUUCAUAUUCCAAACUCGAAGCAAAGGCAGAACCGGGGUGAGGGUGAGAGUGAAGAAGAGGACGAAAUAACCGAUAUCACAGUCCCAGUUCCAGCACAAGUAGCAGCAAACAUGGCAGUAAACUCGCAAUAUUCUCCGAGAAAUAGAAACAGAAACAGAAGACGGGAGUCGAAGAGUGAAGCGGUGGGGUGGAGUGGUGGGUUUGGUAUGGGUUUGGAUGGUAUAGAUGGUGUGGAGAAGGGGAAGGGGGGUAUUGGUGUUAGUGGAAGUGGAAGUGGAAGUGGGACUGGGACUGGAACUGGAGAGAGUAUGGAUAUGUUGGAGAUUGGAUUUUCGCAUGUCGGUGAGGGAGAUAGAGUUGGAGGUGAAGGUGCGAAAAUUACAGCGCGAAAAGGAAUCCUAAAGAAUAGUCUAGGGAAAAAAAGAAGAGUGAGUGCGCCGGCAGGGGAUAGGGAAAGGGAAAAGGUAUUGUGUAUACCGGUACCUGAAUUAGAGAUUGAGAUGGAGAGAGAGAGGGAAUCCCCUACCAGUAUCUCGUCAAACACGGCUACGCAAGCGAAACAGCAUUCACAGUAUUCACAGCGGGAUAAUGCGUGCAGGAAAAUGUAUAUGGCUGGUGGUAUGGCGCGUGGUAUGGGUAGUGGAUUAAUGAGGGGAAAGAGGAUAGGGUGGAGGAUUAGGAGUAGAGUUGUGGAGGGUAUGAGUGCAUUGGGGAAUGGAGAUGCAGAUGGAGAUGGAGAUGGAAGUAUGAAUGGAGAUAAAAGUUUGAAUGGAGCUAAAAGUAAAGGUGUAAAUGCGAGUCAUGUGGGUGGGGGUGAGAGUGGUGGUGGAGUGAAAAUGGGGAUGGAUCUGGAUAUGGAUGGCGCGGGGGGUCUUGAGGGUUGUAAAAUGGCUGGUGGUGAGGGGGGUGGAGAGGGAGGCGGGCAUGGAAAUGGAAGUGGGAAUGUAAAGGGGAAGGGAAAGGGAAAGGCAAGGGGAAGCGUGAGGUUUGCUGAUGAUGCUUAG